Neolamprologus brichardi is the source of this 6571-nucleotide messenger RNA. NCBI's taxonomy places the organism in Eukaryota, Metazoa, Chordata, Actinopteri, Cichliformes, Cichlidae. The record is from RefSeq and is a predicted model, not a curated record.
AUGCCGAUACAGAUAUUUAAAAAUCCUGUAUCUGCGGUGGAACACUCCUUUAAUUAUCUGGAGAUCCAGGGAAUUGCUUGCAACAAGCCAACGCAGCUGUCCAUAGAAUAUGAGCGCGGCUCAUUUUCGUUGAAGUUGCCCUCCACAGACGAGGUAAAUGAGGUGGUGGCUCACAUAGGAAACUGUAUGCAGAGGAUAUGUCCAGGUCUGCCCCCUAGUAAAGUGAUGAAGAAGCUUUGCAUGGAGCCUCCAGACCGGCUCUCUUCUCUGCAGACUCUGUGGGAGAACAAUAAACCUGCUGAACCUGGACCCUGUGGUGGGUUUUCUCAGAUGUACCGAUGUGUUUGUGACUGGUUGGGGAUGCCUUACAGAGAAGAGGUGCAGUGGGAUGUAGACACUAUAUAUUUAACGCAAGACACCAGAGAACUUAAUUUGCAGGACUUCAGUCAUCUGGAGAACAGGGAUCUGGUAGCUAUAAUAGCAGUCCUGGAGUUUAACCAGUGGUUCACCAAGGUCUCUACUAAGGAUUACAAGCUGUCUGCAGAUGUGUGUGAGCAGAUCCUUCGGGUGGUGUCUCGAUCCAGUCGACUGGAGGAGUUGGUCCUGGACAAUGCAGGACUCAAAACCGAUUUUGCCCAGAAGCUAGCUGCUGCUCUGGCCCACAACCCCAGCUCAGGACUCACCACUAUUAAUCUUGCCAACAACCCACUGGAGGACAGAGGUGUUUCCUCACUGGGUGCUCAGUUUGCCAAACUCCGUUUGGGGCUCAAACAUUUAAACUUUUCCAAAACCUCACUCUCACCCAAAGGGGUGAAUAGCCUUUGCCAGUCACUGAGUGCCAACCCGUCCAUCCCCAGCAGCCUAGUCCAUCUGGACCUCUCAGGGAACAUGCUCCGAGGAGACGACAUGCAGCACUUCUACCACUUCCUCGGCCAGCCAAACAGCCUGGCAACCCUUGACCUCUCCAACACUGAUUGCUUAUUGGACCAGCUGCGGUCUGGAGGAUCUCAGAUCCUUGAAGGUUGUAUUGCUGAGAUCCCAAACAUCUCCAGCCUGGAUAUCUCUGACAACGGAUUAGACUCAGAGUUGUCCACUCUGCUUGUUUGGUUGGCCAAGAACCGGUCCAUCAGACACCUCUCUCUGGGCAAGAAUUUCAACAACAUCAAAUCCAAAAAUCUCGCUCCAGUGUUGGACAGCUUGGUUCACCUGAUUCAGGAGGAGGAGUCGCCCCUCACCUCUCUGUCUCUAGCAGACUCCAGGCUCAAGAGUGAUCUCACCAUCGUUCUCAAUGCUUUGGGCAGCAACUCCACGCUCACAAGGCUUGACAUCAGUGGGAAUGCAAUGGGUGACAUGGGGGCCAAAAUGCUGGCUAAGGCGUUACAGAUCAACUCCAAACUCAGGACUGUGAUCUGGGAUAAGAACAACACCAGCCCUCAGGGUCUGCAGGAUGUAGCAGCCGCUCUGGAAAAGAACUUCACCAUUCGUUUCAUGCCCCUCCCCAUCAUCGAUGCCUCCCAGGCUCUAAAGGCGAGCCCUGAGAAAACUGAGGAUGCCUUACUAAAGAUUGAAACGUAUUUGUACAGGAACCACGAAACGAGAAAAUAUCUUCAGGAACAGGCUUAUCGGCUUCAGCAGGGCAUCGUAACCACAACCACACAGCAGAUGAUUGACAGGAUUUGUGUUAAAGUCCAGGACCACCUGAACUCUCUGAGGAACUCUGAGACGGACGUCAUCUUGGAGGAUGUCAGGUCAGCGGAGAGCCUCAUCAAAGAUGCCAGGAAUUCAAAAACGCUGCUUCCCAACCUCUACCACCUCGGAUCAGCUUCCAGAGAGGAGGUGAACAGUACUUCAGUAGGUCCAAUUCAGGAGAAACUGGAGUCUAUGGCCGGGGAGGUGACUGCUGUCAUGGACCAACAGCUGCAGACGCUAUUGGAGACCAUGGUGGAUGCAGCAGAGUCUCUGUGUCCUCAUGUGAUGAAGAAGAGUAAUCUUCGAGUAGAGCUGAUGAAGGCCAGCUCAGCUCGGAUGGUUGUACCUAAAAGCUUUGUUAGCAAAACCCUCCUGGAGCAGUCUGGGGUAGAUAUCAUCAACAAGAUCAGUGAGGUGAAGCUGAGUCUAGCGUCCUUUCUGUCCGAUCGCAUCGUCGAUGAGAUUUUGGAGGCUCUUUCCACGUCACAGCACGUGCUGGCGGAUCAUCUGGUACGCCGAGGUCGCCCCUUGGUGCAGCAGGAGUCGGUGGACCUGGAUGUGCCGGAGGAAAAGAUUCCAAAAAGGGCAUCGGCCGAGAUACUGGAGGCUGAGAGGCUCGAGGAUUUGGAAACAUGUAUGAUUCUGUGCUGCACCAGUAUGACUCCGAAAUCCAAAAGGAAGAGCAUCCACAGCAGGAUGCUGCGACCAGUGUCUCGUGCCUUUGAGAUGGAGUUUGACCUGGACAAAGCCCUAGAAGAUGUCCCGAUCCACAUGGAGGACACUUCAACUUCAUCUCACACUCCAUCCACUCCAUCUAUGGUGCAGCCCAAACUGGAGCCAUGUCCCACAGGUGUGAUGGUGGAGCUUCCAUCUGAGGAAGAAAAAAAGCUCCAGCACUUCACCAAACUCCGACCUCGGAGGAACAAAAAGACACAUUCCAGCAAAGUACCACAAAUCAGCAGCACUCCAUCUCAAGAUGGGGAACAGAACGGCCUCAUGGGAAGGGUGGAUGAGGGUGUAGAUGAGUUCUUCUCUAAAAAAGUCACCAAGAUGGAUUCCAAGCGUUCCCUGAAGAGUUCAGAAUCUCAAGAUGGCGAGAAGAAAAAGAAAGGAGGAUUUCUAAAUCUCAUCAAACGAUCCUCUAAAUCGGAUAAAUCAGACAAACUGGAUAAGUCUGAGAAAAUCCAGGCCACUUUAACAUCCUCGGGUCCAUCACCCUCUGCACAGGCAUCCGUCAUCCCAGAGGAGCCUUCCUCACCGAAGGUUGCAGUUAAGAGCCCGGCACCUGAGCCGAAGUCGAGCCCUGACAGACCUGACAGCAAUACAACAGCCAAGCCUCAACCCACCACUCCAGAAAGCAGGUCUCCCGGUGGUUCUGUUAGUAAGCCCGACCCUGCUUCUCCAGAGAAGACCUCACCACGCGGUGAGACUAAGCCCGAGCCAGCUCCUCGUGUCAGAGCUACGUCUUCCUCGAGUUCCCCAGGAGGACCAGUAAGUCCCAAACCACCGGUGCCACAGGGAGCAAAGCCUGCUCUGGCUGCUCGACCUACAAUCCCGCAGAAGCCGAGGACCACGAAUAGCAGCAGGAGCAUAGAUGAGAGCUCAGAUUCCACCAGCAGUGGCAGUGUGUCUCAUAAAGCCACAGUUCUUCCUCCAACACUGAAGAGGGUGCUAUCGGAAAAAGGCAAGGACGGAGUCUACACCAACAAAACCACUCAGGAAGUGAGAUCUGUGUUGGACUCUGUUCAGCGAUCCAGCUCUCUCAGCACCAACUCUGAAGAUCACAGCUCCUCCAAGACCAAGGACCAAAGCGCAAACUCAGACAAGGACAAAGCAGCAGGCAAGAAGUCCUCAGACUCUGGGGAGGAGGCAGACAAAGACUUUAUUUUGAUAUAAGUAAAACAAAUUGACGUAAAACGCCUGUUGACAAGCUUCAAAUUUACAUUGAACGAAGGAAGGCCCCCACAGGGCAGCAAACCUAACUGUUGUUUCUUUUGUGUUAGAGCUUGUACCUGUAGGUCCUGUCUGACUGCACAGUACAACAAUCAUAUUUGGUUUGUAGUAGUUUAUAAAAAGAAAACCUCUUAAUUUAAUCAUGUUUAAUGAUGGGUUUUAACUCCCUGGUUAUCUAACCUAACCCAAAUACUUUACUAUGUCGCAAAAGAGCUUCCUUCUCACAGACAGCCUUCUCUCUCCUCUCUAGAUCACGCUAUUGAUCUCUGCUUUCAGGUAAAAAUCUCAUGUCUGGAACCUAAAUAGAAAUCUUAAGUUUUCAAACCACUAAAAAUGAUGCAUGACAUUUAUACAAAAAAGCAGAGAGACUGUGAAAGUGUGUGUACGUGUAAAAUCUUUAACUUGAGUCUUUCUGUUGUCCGUUGCCAUAGCUCGUCUCCGAAGGACCAAACACACAAUACGGCUCACGUCACGAUUACUGUACUUUACCCAUACAACCAGACCAGGAAUCAAUGGCGUUUGUUUUUUUCCAAUAUAUUUUUACAGAUUUUGGUAUAUACAAUCUUCAGCAUGUGCAAAGGACUUUUUGGGGACUUGAACGGUGCCUGAAUCCAUUAUGCAAUUCGUGUUUUUUUUACAGGAAUAUACAGGUUUCAGCUGAGACUCUAAGCAAAGACACAACUCAGAUAUAUUUGAUGUACUUUGACUUACUCACAGGGGACUAGCCAGACUACACUGCAGGACUGAGGGAUAACUGUAAAUCAGUGUAAAGCAAACACACCACCUGGACUCGAGUUAGACUCACUGCAAGAGCUGGAGUGACAGUGUGAUGUGUUUAACUUUAACUUUAUUGAUAAUCAGUAUGGCUUCAGCACUGUUAAAUAAUACUGUUCUCUGUACGUAAACACUGUGGAAAAAUAUCUUAUUUGCUGUUUUAAGGGGAGAGGAUACCACUAAAGUGCAAUACAGAGUUUGAUUGUAUACAUUUUGGCCAAAUUUCUGUGUUUAUAACAAAAUUAAAUUCUUACUAAAUGUUCCUGAAAACAAAUUGCAGCCUUUAGUCGAAAUGUUGAGACUCUGUAUUGCUCUUAAAGAUAAAGAGGGCUCCUUCUUUCCAAAAACAAACUAAUGUUAUUCAUUGAGUAAUAUUGACAUUCCUCCAAAAGAAAAGCCCAGGCUUUGAAAAUAACCUCAUCAGUUUGUUCUUUGUGUAAAAGCCGGAUACAGGAAGGAAAUCCAGCCUUCAGACACUCUUCUUCCUCAGCAUCUUCCAAAUUUAGUUCACUUUUACUUUCCACACAGGACGGGAAAAAAAACUCAAGCCAUUAGGUGGCAAACAUAAUGCUUAAAUUCAAAAAGCAAGCAGUGCCUAAAGUGAAAGUGAACUGAAGGUAGCAGUAUUUUGACCACGUGGACCUUCGGGCUAUUUUGUACAUACCAUUUUCAGGAUCUGACUGAGUCACAUUAGCUCGGGCCUCAGGCCAAAUUCUUCUGAUUUCUCUCUUCUAAGAACAAGCAGUGACCUUUUCACACUGAUACAGUUUGCGAACUUUCUCAAAUAUAUGGUGCUUUUGGAAAAAGUAAAGAAAACAGUGAAAGUGGCAAAGGAUUAGUGGACAGCUCAUCUCUCCAUCUGCACGUGAGGCUGGGUUUUUUGAUACUGGACCAUGCAGUUUCACAGACGUUGCAUAAAUGGUUUGAUAUCCCACUCAUGCCACGUCGGUUUUUAGUGGCCGAUAUGCUUCAGUCAACCCACUCUUCCUGAGUGUGAUGCUGCACUGUGUUGCCAGUUCAGUCUUAAACAGAUGCCUCUGUUUUUAUUUCGAGCUCUGCAGUCACUCGGCCUUACACAAUGUCAGCAUCACACUCUAUAAACACCGGUAUGUAAACUCCAACUUUUUAUAUCGCAUUAACUACUUAUUCUGCAGGUCGAGCUGUGCUCUAUUGUCAUUUUGAUAUGUGCGCUCAAGAUUGGGUCUUCAUGAACAGUGUGAAAGGGCCAUGGCUUGUAUUUAUGUUACUGUGCAAGAGCCUAAUUCAAGCCAGGGCCAAAGGUCUUACUGGUGCACCUUUUCCAUAUAUUAUGGUGUCUUCUGAUGUCUUUUUUCUAGGGUUAGGUUUUGCUUCUUUGUCACUAAUCAUGGACUUGAAAUAACAACGUCUCUGCUGUAUAUAGUCUUGUCCCUAAGAGCUGCUUUGAUUUUCAACACUUCACUUUUUGUCUCAAAGGUGUUCACGCCUAUCUAAAACAAACAAAAACAAAAAAAGCACUACUUUGCAAUAUGCUGCAAGGAAAGGAUCCGGACAUCUGUGGUAUCGCGUGAAAGAUAGUUUCCAGUUUCCUUCCAAACUUGAGUGUCCACAUCGUUUCUGUUGGUGGGAGAAACAUGAAAAUAACUCGUAGCAUUAAGUUUAGACCUCGGCGUCUACGUGUGUGACUGCAUGAUGUGACUGUGAGUUGUACUGUAUGUAUAUAUGUGCUUUCAUACAUGUAGGUGUGUGUAUAUAUGUAUGUGUAACAUAUGCACGUGUAAUAUACUUACAUAUGAUAUAGCCACACACCUAUGUGACCGCAGCGAAUCCUAUAUUGUUUUGGUACUAAGUACACUUCUAUACUAGGGAUUUGUUUGUAACUUAUUUGGAAUAAUAAAAAAAGCAAACAGUGGCCGGUGAUGUCUUGAUCAUUUGUUGGUUUUCCUCUCACUUGUUUAUAAAUGUAGAAAUGAAUUCUUUGUACGUAAUUAUUUAUUAAACGUAAUCACUUUAGGUUUACUUUGAUUGUUAAUGCACUGCAAUGUGUUUUUGUUGUUUGGUUGUUUCCUUCUGUCAUUCAUACAUCACUUGUUCUGUUUGGACACAGUUAAAUAUGUUCCACUAAGUCUGAUGAUGAGCAUUUCUUCAUGCAAUUAAUACUGAUUAAAAUAAUUUU